AAAAGGAAGUAGAGGGCGCCAUUAUAGAAUUGAGUGUCUUCUUAAUGAUGGAAGUGUUCCUAUAUAAUUCUACAGUUUGUAGAUUAUGUGGUGAAGAAAAUGAUAAUGGGACUUUACUAUACACACAUGAAGAAAAUAAUCAAAACUUAAGCGAAAUCGUAAAUACCUAUUUACCAAUUAAGGUAUCUGACGAUGGACAUCUUCCUCGUACGAUAUGUCCUGGUUGUACAAUCCAGCUAGAAGCAACUGUAGAAUUUUUCAAUCUUAUCAUUAAUGGACAGAAAAUUAUCCGCGACCUACACCAAAGAGAAAAUGAAUAUAAGAAAAAUGUAUUAAACAGUGUAACUGAGUCUGAUGUAAUUGCUGAAAAAAUUGUAUACGAAAUAAGUACUGGUGAUGGAGUGUAUCAUGUUGAACAUCCCAUCAGUCUGCAAGUCGCAGGUUUGGACAAACCCAAAAGGAAACGUGGCAGACCCUCAAAGAAACUCAAAACCCCUGAAGAGCUGGCUCUUGAGGCGGCAGCAGCUGCUGCGGCUAAGGAACAAGAAGCAAAAAACAGGGCAGAAAACAAAGUACAUGAAGAUGAGACCAAUGGCAAGAGGAGAAGAAAAACUCCAACCAGAUUUAGAGAAGCUGUCCAGGGUAAAGAAUUGGAAAAGAUAUUCAUGGAAGAAGGUGUCAUUGAUAAAGAGGACAAAGAUUCAGAUGUGAAGUCAGAGAAUGAGAUGAAGAACAAAGCUGUAUGUAAAGAGGCAGAGAUUAUCGGUCAUGUGGCAACUUCAGGAGAACCUGUUGUCAUUGUUAAGGGAAAAGGGAGAGGCAGACCUAAAGGGGCAAAGCAACGGCCAAACCGUUCACAAUGUCCUAUCUGUGACUUGGAAUUCUGGUCCGUGGGCCGCUACAUGUCGCACGUGGCGGCGCACCACCCGCUCCAGUCGCACCUGCCGCACUUACAGCAGAACAAAUCUGAAAAUGGUAGCCCAGUUGAAGUUGAGAUUGAAACUGAACAGGCUGAGACUCCAGAAACAUUUGAUGAACAGCCAAACAGUGUAGAUUUUAAAAUCGCGAGCACAACAGAAACUAGUGACACAAAUGUUACCAACAGCGAUGGAAAAAUUGGUGAUGAUGCUGUCACCAGUGACCUGUUGGACGUAGACAACGAGGAGACCGUGGAGGCGAGCGGCAAGAAGAAGCUCAAGUGUAAAUACUGCGAUAAGCUGUUCAGCACGCGCCAGAGCAAGUCGCUGCACAUUAAGGCGGUGCACUUGGGCGAGCGGCCGUACGCGUGCAAGGAGUGCGGCGCCGCCUUCCCCUACCCGCAGGAGAUUGAAAAUGCCCAGUGUCACCUUGCACCGGAAGGGUCGCUCCGCAGAGUGCACGAGCUGGUGGCGGCGCAGCAGCUGGCGGUGGCGGAAGUGCUUGCCGCACGCGCCGCACACGUAGCGCUGCGCCGCGUGCACCGACUGCUUGUGGUACACCACCGACGACGGGUGGUUCAGGAUCUGCGGGCGACACCCAUAACACAUAAAACGGUACUGGUGUCGCGCAGGCUGAGCCGCAACCUGUCGGCCACGCCGGAGACGGGCGACACCGAGUCCACGCUCAGCGGGGACCACAUCCAGCUCGUCAUCGACAACGACCACGCUCAUAUUGAUAAGAGCCCGAAACAGAUGAGUCUGCUGGUGAGUGAGCGAGUGCAGUCCCCAGCUCUGGAGGUGACGCUGACCCCGGAGCAGCUGCGGCACCUGUGCGGCUCGCCGCAGCACCACCUGUGCGGCUCGCCGCAGCACCACCAGCCCCACCCCCCGGAAGAGGGGGAUGCCGAGGAGGACGCGGAUGCUGAUGGGGAUGAGGUCAUAUACGUCGCGUACGAUGUGGAUAGUGCCGAUUCGCCCGCCUUCCAGAUUAUUGAUGCGCACCAGGCAGUAAGCAUAGAUGAGGACAAGGUAGUGACCACGUGCGAGCUGUACCCCCGCUCGCCGCUGCACGAGCCGCAGGAGCCGCACGAGCAGCGCUUGCAGGUGCAGCUCGCGUCGCCGCCGCACGUGCAGCUACAUGAUAUCGUGCAACACCACGUGGAGGUGGUGCCGGAGCCGCAGCAGCGCGCGCCCAUCCAGUUCCGCAUGCAGGACGGCACGCUGCUCGCCGUCACCUCGCUCGACGGGGAGACGCUGCAGAUAGUAACACAAGAUGGGCAAACGAUACCGGUGGAGGUGAACACGUUCGACGGAGACGUUGUGGAAACCGUAACGUCGAGCGACUCGAUGGAGUCUCUGGCGCUGGCGGAGGCCGCUCCCCCCGCUGCCCCCGCCGCCCCCGCUCCGCCCGCCGCCCCCGCGUCCCCCGCUCCCCCCGCGUCCCCCGCAAGCUCGCACAUCGCUCACUACUUCACCAUCGUUUGAUCUGUUAUUUUACACACGAUUCACUUCAUUAUUUAUAUUUUAAACCAAUUAUUGUUAUUCUUAUAUCUAAAUCGUUAUUUUAUCCAUAAUUCUUCAGUGUUUUAACCUAAUGGUUGUUUUGAUUAGUUUUACUGUACGAUGCAUAAUUGUUACGAUUCGUUAUAGAUAGAUAUGUUAUAAGAUGCGGCAAUCGAGAGAUCUCUGUACGUUUAAGGAAAUAUUUAUAAGCGAAUGAUGCUAUAUAGCUUGUAUGUUACCAUGUUUGAAUGGAAAUGAUGAUUUAAUUUAUUUAAUAUUUUUAAUUAAUAAAGGUAAUUCUACGUAGCUAAUUAUUUCAAGUAAAUGUUUAAAAUUCAAUUAUUUUAAUCGUUAAUUUUAAAUAAUAAUUACCAGUUCUUAUUAAUUUAAUUAUUGAGGGUAGUAUUUAAAUUGUGUUGAGUCGAGAAUCUAAUCUGUGCUAUACAAAUACCCUGACUUUGCUCAUGUGAACCGGCUCCUACGCUGAUUUACGAAUUAUUGUGAUAAUAGAAAUACGAUAAUGUAAGAUGUGAUUACCAACAUAUAGUUAUUUGGUAACAAUACUCGACUGCUAAUAAGUAGUUGUUUGUAAUUGAGAUAAUAAAUUUAUUAUUAAUUUUU
Molecule: messenger RNA, 3041 nt
Organism: Zerene cesonia (dogface butterfly)
Lineage: Eukaryota; Metazoa; Arthropoda; Insecta; Lepidoptera; Pieridae
Exons: 16
Coding region: 45-2402 (785 amino acids)
Biological process (GO): regulation of DNA-templated transcription
Cellular component (GO): nucleus
Molecular function (GO): zinc ion binding; DNA-binding transcription factor activity, RNA polymerase II-specific; RNA polymerase II cis-regulatory region sequence-specific DNA binding
Source: RefSeq, a predicted model, not a curated record